Messenger RNA from Hypoxylon fragiforme, 1595 nucleotides. RefSeq names its product Clavaminate synthase-like protein. The transcript is spliced from 3 exons. The record is from RefSeq and is a predicted model, not a curated record. Bases 111 to 1205 code for a protein of 364 amino acids. NCBI's taxonomy places the organism in Eukaryota, Fungi, Ascomycota, Sordariomycetes, Xylariales, Hypoxylaceae.
UGUCUUUUCUGAGAUUUGGUAUAAUUCUCUGAAUUUUAUUGUCAUUCUUUUUUUUUUUAAAAAAAAAGCAGAAACAUACCCAGGUAUACGACUACAUACAAUCUGCGAUCAUGGCGACAGCACAGCCUGUAGUAGUGUCGAUAGCUGACCUCAAAAGUGGAAACAUCUCUUUUGAGACACUACAAGAAGCAUUCGGCCCCGAAUCUCUGGGAAUUCUUGUAGUCAAAGAUGUCCCAGCCGAAUUCCCACAGCUGCGACGGCAGCUCUUGUCUUAUGCAUCUUACAUGGGCAGCCUAUCAGAGGCAGACUUCGAAAAAUUCACAAACGAAGCAGCCAUGUAUCUUGUAGGCUGGUCCAAGGGCAGGGAGAAGCUCAAGGACGGGGGCGCCGACGAGUACAAAGGCUCCUUCUACGCGAACUGCGCAUUCUACGUUGACCCAUCGCUGGAAUCAGCAACGCCCACGGAGAAAUUCCCCCUCGAGAAGUUCCCAGAGUACCUGGCGCCAAACUCCUGGCCCCCCAACGAGAUGCUACCCGGUUUCCGACCCACAAUGGAGCAGAUGUGCCGCCUCAUAAUCGACACCGCCGUGCUCGUCGCGCGCGCCUGCGACAAGUAUGCCGAGAAGGAGAUCCCGGGCUACCCCUCCGCCUACCUGGAGACAGUCGUCAAGUCGUCGUCCACCACUAAAGCGCGGCUGCUCCACUAUUACCCCAUGCCCGAGGAAGCGCUGGCCAAAAAGGGGCAGGAGGAAGAAGAUAAUUGGUGUGCGGUGCACAAGGACCAUGGGUGCCUCACCGGCUUGACAUCGGCUAUGUUCAUCGACGAGCUCAAGACAGACCCGACGGUGCCCGUCAGCUUCGGUAAUGACAGCAAGGUCCCGAAUUUACUGCCGACGCUAGACGAACUACCCGGAUCACCGGACCCACAGGCCGGGCUGUGGAUCAAGGACCGAAAAGGGGUGUCGGUGCAGGUCAAGAUCCCACGGGAUUGCAUCGCGUUCCAGACAGGCGAGGCGCUCGAGAGGAUCACAGGCGGCAAGUUCAAGGCCGUGGAGCACUCUGUCAGGGGCGCGUAUGCCAAGGGAGUUGCUCGGAAUACUUUGGCGGUCUUUACCCAGCCUAAUCUAGAUGAUGAAGUUGACCUGGACCAGCAUAUUAACUUCGGGGAGUUUGCGAGGGGCAUUAUAGCUAAGAAUACGGUCUGAUGCUGGCCGCCGACGAGAAUUUACUAAGAUUAUGGCCAGGGAGUGUGCUACAUCUGGGCUACCAGAAGCUGUAGAAGGUGUUAGGGCAUGAUACGGUCUUUCAUCUAGGCUGGAGGUUGUGGGAGAUGAAUGUGUUGGGAAUGACGACAGGUUACGCUGGAGACCGCGAGGGCCAGGGGUGGGAUAGAAAGGGGCGGUUUGAUAUUUUACUAUGAGACGAUAGGGGCAUGACGAUGAGGGCAUAACCUCCUAAAACCUGGGAGAGAAACACAUCAGAAUUACCCUUGUAAUUUGAUCAUUGGGAGAGAGGCUGCCACAUCACGUGAUCUCACUUCCCCCUUUUCUCUAUUCAUGACGUCCAUUCCAUCCUCCCCGCCUCCAAUCCGCUGU